CACACACACACACACACACACACACACACACACACACACACGCACAGACAUUCUGACAACCAUAUACCCACUUGUACCCCUUAUGUCAGUAUGUGUCAGGUGUCAGUCGUGGGGAGAGAGAGGAACUGUGCAGAUCACUCCCGCCGUCCUCUCACACACACACAUUCAUCAGGCGUGGACACAGGCACCUCCUCGGACACCCGCAGGCCCUCACAGAUGUGUGUGAUGAUUUGGAUGUGAGAUAUAUUUAAUGUGUGUGAUGGUUUGGCUUUGGCCAGCUGGGCCAUCUAUGGGCAAAGCUAAAUAUUGACUGAGGAAGAGAGAGGACACAUCCUUGGAGGCCUCUGCCUCAUGUCUGCCUCCACCAUGUCGAUGCACAGUCAGAUGACGAUGAGGGAGAGGAAACUACAGGCUGCCGCCAUCUGUAGAGAAAUACAGGGGCCCAAUGAGUCUGACAUGGACCUGGGCAGGAAGGUGAGCGCUCCUAAGGAGAUCAUGUUGGAGGAACUCUCUCUGGCCUCCAACCGCGGCUCCCGCCUCUUCAAGCUCCGCCAGAAACGCUCUGAGAAAUACACCUUUGAGAGCAUCCAAAACCAGCAGAACACACAAAUCAAUAAUGGAGUGACUCCUAAUGUAGAGAUGAAGAGUGAAAACGGGCAAGAGGGCGGUGACCAAGGUGACCAGACCCCCCCGCCCCCCUCGGACGCUGUACCCGCUGACCCUAACAUCAUCGCUCCAGGUUAUGGCGGUCCCCUUAAAGAUGUCCCACCCGAGCGCUUCAACCUCACAUCCAUCCCACGCUCCUACCACUCUCCAUGGCAACAGGCGCUUAGCAGCGACCCUGACCUGUCCGAGACGCUCCUCCCCUUCAUGGCCGAAUCGGAGCCCAAAGCCGAGACGCCCACCUUCAAGAGCUUCAACCGUGUUGCUUUACCGUUUGGAGGUUUUGGCCGCUCUGCCAAGCUGCCCGCGCCCGCGCCCAAAGACACGCCCUUCAGCCAUGGCCUGAGCCCAGAACCCCCGGCAUCCGAGACCAUCACCCUGCGGCCCACCUUCAACCGCACGGCCUUGGGCUGGAUUUCAGACGGAGCCCCGCUGGUGCUGCCUGAGAUCCCCCUGGACCCCAUCGACCCGAACUUCAUCCCUGAGUCCGAAGAUCUCUAAGGCCCUCACAUGAUGUGUGCGUGUGUGUGUGUGUGUGUGUGUAUAUGUGUCUGCUCCCGUUAGGGGCACCUGUCUCCCAUGGGUGUCAGUAACCUCUGUCAGCAGCCAGGGGGCAGUGUGCUGGCUGUUUCCCCUGCAGGAUAACCCUACACAUGCUAAAGGUAGCCAUCAGCAGGGCUAGCCUGAGCGCUAUCUCUCAUACCUUCUGUACAUAGACGUGACUCUGUUGAACACAUGUAUUGGUCAUCGUUUGGACCCAGCAGUCCCGGUGUGGAACACAUGUAUUGGCCAUCAUUUGUAGGCCCAGAUUAAAGCCAAAGCAGACAC
Clupea harengus (Atlantic herring) is the source of this 1491-nucleotide messenger RNA. It is a transcript of the gene myoz2a, whose product is annotated as myozenin 2a. The record is from RefSeq and is a predicted model, not a curated record. Gene Ontology annotation, molecular function: actin binding; telethonin binding; FATZ binding. The transcript is spliced from 7 exons. NCBI's taxonomy places the organism in Eukaryota, Metazoa, Chordata, Actinopteri, Clupeiformes, Clupeidae. The coding region runs from base 352 to 1164 and encodes 270 amino acids. Gene Ontology annotation, cellular component: actin cytoskeleton; Z disc.